CACUCGGCGCAUGCGCGCUGUCUCCGCUCCCCGCCCGCUCCCUCCUCCCCCUCUCCCCGGUGUCAGUGUCUCUCCGCUCUCCGCCCGGAGCUGCUGCUGUAGCUGGACACUGGGCGGGGGGCUUCCAGCGUGCACUGCGAGCGGCGCCAGACACCUCACCGGGGAUACUGUCUGCCAGACGCCGACUCCUUGGCCGUCACACAACUAUUUAACAUCAGAGUAGAUACCAGAGAUCAUAUACAUUGGGAAAUACUUACACAGAGCAAUUCAGUUGAUCCGGGCUCCCAUUAAUUACACAGGUCUGCGAAAUUUAAGGCAUAACUGGAACAUACGACACAGCUGAUAGACAUUGCAUAAUCUUCAGAUACACAUCUCUUGCAGCUUGAAGUGAUCAUCAGACCAUGCACUAGCCAGGCAGACUCCUCGCAUGACCGGGAAGCUUGCCAGAUGGCUCUCAUGCUGAGCAGGAUCUGAUCAUUGGGGAAAAGACAUACACCCGGACUACAAUGUUUCUUUCAUGAGACGGCACACUGUGGGUGGAACUUGAAGAUGCGGCCAUGGACAGGCUCCUGGCGUUGGAUAAUGCUUAUUCUCUUUGCUUGGGGGACAUUACUGUUUUACAUUGGCGGGCACUUGGUGCGAGAUAAUGAUAACCCUGACCACUCCAGUAGAGAACUGUCUAAGAUAUUGGCUAAACUUGAACGCUUAAAACAGCAAAAUGAAGACUUAAGAAGAAUGGCAGAAUCCCUCAGGAUACCAGAAGGUCCAGUUGAGCCAGGAGCUGCAGCAGGGAGGAUACGAGCACUGGAGGAGCAGCUUUUGAAGGCCAAAGAACAGAUAGAGAUGUACAAGCAGCAGUCCAGCAGUGCUGUGACUGGAAUGGGAAAAGAUCAUGAAAUCUUAAGGAGGUCAAUUGAAAAUGGUGCAAAGGAAUUCUGGUAUUUUGUCCAAAGUGAAGUGAAGAAGCUCAAACACCUGGAACGAAAUGAACUCCAAAGACACGUUGAUGAAUUACUGAUCGACAUGGGUGAUCAACAAAGAUCAGUUAUGACAGAUCUCUACUACCUCAGUCAGACCGAUGGUGCAGGCGAUUGGCGGGAAAGAGAGGCCAAAGAUUUGACAGACCUUGUACAGAGAAGAAUUGCCUACGUUCAGAACCCCAAGGAUUGCAGCAAAGCCAAGAAACUAGUGUGCAACAUCAACAAGGGCUGCGGCUACGGAUGCCAACUGCACCAUGUAGUCUACUGCUUCAUGAUUGCGUUUGGCACACAGCGAACGCUCAUCCUGGAGUCGCAGAGCUGGAGAUAUGCCACAGGCGGAUGGGAAACGGUCUUUAAGCCAGUCAGUGACACUUGCCGGGACAGAUCUGGCACCUCCACAGGACAUUGGUCAGCUUACUGCACUGGAUCCACAAACCCGGUGAAAGCCGCAUUCGCACAAAACUGUGAAGUAAAUGACAAAGAUGUUCAAGUUGUGGAAUUGCCAAUUGUUGAUAGCCUCCAUCCUAGGCCUCCUUACCUACCACUUGGAGUGCCAGAAGACCUUGCAGAUCGAUUAAUACGUUUACAUGGAGAUCCAGCUGUUUGGUGGGUCUCCCAGUUUGUCAAGUACUUGAUCAGACCUCAGUCUUGGCUGGAAAAGGAGAUUGAGGAAGCAACCAAAAAAUUGGGUUUUAAGCAUCCUGUUAUUGGAGUCCACGUUCGGAGAACAGAUAAAGUGGGGACAGAGGCAGCUUUCCACCCGAUUGAAGAAUACAUGGUGCACGUUGAGGAACAUUUUCAGCUACUUGCUCGCAGGAUGCAGAUAGACAAGAAACGUAUUUACUUAGCAACAGACGAUCCGUCAUUGCUGCAAGAAGCAAAAUCCAAGUACCCACAGUAUGAAUUUAUUAGUGACAAUUCCAUAUCCUGGUCAGCUGGUUUGCAUAACCGGUACACUGAAAAUUCCUUGAGAGGCGUUAUUCUCGAUAUCCACUUCUUAUCACAGGCAGACUUUCUCGUGUGCACGUUCUCUUCCCAGGUCUGUCGAGUUGCCUAUGAAAUCAUGCAGACACUCCAUCCCGAUGCUUCAGCCAACUUCCACUCUUUAGAUGAUAUAUAUUACUUCGGUGGACAGAAUGCUCAUAACCAAGUGGCAAUCUAUCCCCAUCACCCGAAAAAUGCAGACGAAAUACCUAUGGAGCCUGGGGACGUUAUUGGUGUUGCUGGAAAUCACUGGGACGGCUAUUCAAAGGGCAUUAACCGUAAAUUAGGCAGAACUGGUCUUUACCCCUCUUACAAAGUAAAGGAAAAAAUCGAGACUGUGAAAUAUCCAAUAUACCCAGAAGCCGAGAAAUGAGUGUUACAAAGCAACUUUAUUUUGAAAGAUAUUCUUUUUGUGCCAACUGCAAAUGUCCACAGAAGAGACUAACCUGCUAUUUUAAUUUAAGUUAAGAAGAAGUUGUUUUACAUUAAACCCGACAAAGGCAUUUUAAACCAAUGCAAGUUGCUAUAACGUGAACAUCUUUGGAGAACUUUUACAUUACAAAACACUUGCCUGUAAACGUUGAAUGGCGGAAUCUCUUAUCCUGUAGGGCUGGCUGGUAACAGAGCAUGGUGCUCGCCUUCUGCCGCUAACCGACAAUAACUCUCAGACUUUUAACACUGCCAUGUUGUGCAAUUAGAUUGACAUGAUGUUUUAUAUGUGCAAGGUUUUAAAUGAUGCCUAUUACAAAUAAGUUACCUGUCGAAGAGAAUCAGGCACAGCGGAAAGAACUGUGCAGUUCUAUAUCCUUAACUAGCAUACUGGCUGCCAGAGUCGCUCCAGUCUAAGGUUCCAAAUAAAGUUAGAUUCUGUCACUUAAGGACAUUUACGUUAGGCAACUCCAUGAUAAAGUUGCAUCAUUGUUUAGUAAAUGAACGGGUCCAUUGGAGGAACAAAACCAUUCACUGUUUGUUACUGUAGGAAUAUUUUUUUUUUCUCUUUUUGUAUAAACACUCCAUGAACUGAUUCCUAUACAUGUGUUUCUUGGCAUUGUAUUUGAUAACAAACAAUUAAAUAAUACAAAAAAAAGAUAUUUUUAACUGUUUGCAAAUUGUUGGGAAGGGGAAGUGUAUCUACAUGACAAAAGUACUUUGUAAAGUAAUACUGUAAAGUGUUUUCCAACAAUAUAGAUAUAUAUAUAUAUGUCAUAUUUUUUGCAGAAUUUAGCAAAUAUAUUUAUUGAAAGCAAAUAGAAUGGGCUUGUAUUCUAUAAAAGUGAAGUAACUCCAGAUUAAAAAUUAAUGAAAUUAGAAUUAUCUUUUCGAAGAGGAAGAUAACCUUAGCAUGUACAAUUAUUAUUUUAUUUUUUAAGAUUAUGGAAAAAAAAUUAUGGUUUUGCAUAUUCACAAAAUAUUCCUUAGUUAUUUAAAAUUAUUUUAUUGUUAGUAAAAAAAUUUAUCUACAGAAAGAUAAAUUACAAAAAAAUUAUAAUUUUUUUUCUUAACAAUUUUCAUAAUUUUUUGGGGUCAUUUUCUUGUGCCUAUUUGCAUUCGUACUAGCCUUAUACCACUUUUAUAGAAUAUCAGUCUUUGUGUUCCCAUGCCUACCAAAAAUGAAACCUCUAAUUUUAUAUUGACCUUAUCCUAUACUUUCACCUUCACCACACGACUGCAACAAUCCAAAGAUUCUCAUUUCCUCAUGUUACGCCCCCCUCCCUCCCCCCGCGCGUUUGUGUAAUGUCAUAAAAUGGGAAAUGCCUUAAGCCCUGUGCAUAGUACGUUCUGUUGUCGUGUGAUUCUGUUAUUCUUAGAGUGCCUUUCAUUCUUUAGUCAGUUGUAUAUAUUUUUUCCCCUGCCUAACAUCUAGUAUACAGUAUACACUGUUUCAAUGCUGUCUGCCAUUUUCUUUAUCAUUUUGAUUUGAUAUUAAAAGUAAGACACGUUACAUCGCUGCUAUAUUAAUCACGGAUCCUUAUCGAUCAUGACUCCCUCUUUUACUGUGAAGUAAAACCAUUAUUACUGUGA
This is a messenger RNA of Pseudophryne corroboree (corroboree frog), 3986 nucleotides long. RefSeq names its product fucosyltransferase 8 (gene FUT8). The transcript has 13 exons. Lineage: Eukaryota; Metazoa; Chordata; Amphibia; Anura; Myobatrachidae. Gene Ontology annotation, cellular component: Golgi cisterna membrane. Gene Ontology annotation, molecular function: glycoprotein 6-alpha-L-fucosyltransferase activity; protein binding. The record is from RefSeq and is a predicted model, not a curated record. Gene Ontology annotation, biological process: protein N-linked glycosylation. Bases 550 to 2337 code for a protein of 595 amino acids.